CGUUUUACACACCACCGGCCAUGCGGUGGCAGCAGAGAGCGAGCGGUUUGUUCAUCCGCUUGCCUUUAAUUAAACUGUCAAGCGAGUGACGUUCAGGGCUGAGUGUGGGAGUAAUUAGCAAGCAAGAUUAUCAACGAGUCCUAGAGCGAGCCAAAAAAAGGAGAAAAUGGAGAGAGAAAAUUCAGUGAAGUCACUGAAAACAACGCCGUUCGAGAGGAGAACACUGCAGGAGAAACUGAGAGUGAAGGAGCUCGGACCUGACCGGCCGGACGUCUUAAUUAGACAACAGUCGGUGGACAGAGGGAGGAGAUAUACGCGGUCUUUUUCUUUAUUUUGCUUCCCUUGCCUGCUUUUUCAAACCAAGGGAACUGAUCAAGCCUGGAUUCAGACAGGUAUGGCGGAUUUAAAGCAUUUUUCCGAGAAAGUAAGAAGGCAUGAGCAAGCUAGGAGCCACAUGGAAAAUGCUAUGCGUAUGGGCAUGUUUGGGAGAGCUAACAUAGCAGCUCAGCUUGAUGAUGGCUACAGGAUAGGCAUCCGUAAACAUAACGAGGAGGUCGACAAAAAUAGGCAUGUGCUGUCUAAAUUAAUAGACUGCAUUAAGUUCUGUGGUGCCUUUGAGCUCGCCCUGAGAGGCCAUGAUGAGAGUGAAAGCUCCGAAAAUCCAGGUGUUUUCAGAGGGCUGGUGGAUUUUGUAGCAUCACUAGAUGCAGCUGUCCAUGAGCACCUUCAGACUGCCACUGUGUUUAAAGGGACAUCCAAAACAGUGCAGAAUGAACUCCUUGACUGCAUGCUGGCAGUUUUGAGAGUCUAUUAUUGAGGAAGUUCAGUGUGCAGACUUCAUAUCCAUCCAGGCUGAUGAAACAAUGGACAUCUCCACCCAGUGUCAGCUUGUUCUUGUGAUCCGCUACAUCGACAAAAUGAAUGAAGUGCAGGAGAGAUUUUUUGAGUUUAUACCUCUGCAAUCUGCCACAGCUGAGUCCAUUGCCACAGCACUUUUGGAGAGGCUGAGCCUCAUUCUCCCUGAUGACCAGAAGAGCAAGCUCAUCUCCCAGGCCAAUGAUGGUGCGAGUGUCAUGAGAGGAGCCACAGGUGGUGUACAGAAGAAAGUGAGCGAUGGGUAUGCGAAUGCACACUAUGUCCACUGCUAUGCUCACCAGCUCAACAUUAUCAUGCAGCAGGUGACAUCCCGUAUCCCAAAAGUUGGUCCGUUCUUCUCUGACCUAGCUGGAUUCUCAGGAUUUUUUUCAAGAUCCCCCAAGAGAACCAGUGUGCUUGACAGAGUGGUGGCACACAGGCUUCCAAGAGCAAGCACAGUAAGGUGGAACUUCCACAGCCGUGCUGUCAACACUGUGUUUGAGCACAAAGACGACCUCCUUCAGUGCUUCGAAACCAUCAGGGACUCAGGUGACUUUGAUCCUACCACUGUCCAUGAAGCUGGAGGUUUUGUGAGACUCCUGGAGGAUGCUACCUUCUGCUUCUUCCUGGAGCUUUUCCACCACAUCAUGCCUCAUGUGGACAUGCUCUACAGCCAACUCCAGAAGAGGUCCAUCGAUUCGGUCUUUGUCCACAGAGUGAUGCAGCAGUUCACCGACAACGUCCAGAUGAUCAGAGACUCCCUCCCUACUGUCAGUGAAGAACAUCACAGCUGUGUGCCUCAGCAGCAGCUGGCCAAGAAGCGCCACACACUGGGACCAGAUGAACUACAGAGGAUAGCUACAGAGAUGAGAUCAAAGCUGAGGCUCUGGUUUGUGACACAAUCCUGGGCCAUGCAAAAGAGAGGUUUGCCUUCACCAAACACCUAAUCAGUGCUACACUGCUUCAAGGAGACAGAUUCCAGGAGUACGACAGCCAGUUCCCUGAAGCAGCACUCAACACCACCAUGGAGGCCUAUCCAAUGCUGAACAAGGGCAAGCUGAAAACUGAACUGUCACUCAUCUUCAGCAACACAGAGUUCAGGAGUUGCAAUGGUGCUGUGGCUCUGUACCAGCGCUUCAUGAGCAACAAUCUUCAGGACACCUUCUCAGAGACUGUGUCUCUCCUGAAGAUCCUCAUCACGACUCUAAUGAUGACAGCUGAAUCUGAGAGGUGCUUCUCAACACUAAAAAGAAUCAAGACCUUCCUCAGGAGCACGAUGUCGCAGGAUCAUCUUAAUGCACUGACCAUGCUCUCUAUGGAAAAGAAACUUGUCAGGGAGACCCCAGAUUUUAACCAUAGAGUCAUUGAGAAAUUUGCAUGUCUCAAAGACAGAAGAGCAAAACUUGCAUACAAAAAAUAACACAGAUGUAGAGGUGCUGGCUUUAAUCUCUAAAAUGUGAGGAUUUACUUUUUUUGUCAUUUAAUAAUGUAAAUAGAAAUGUUAGUUGACACAAGUGGCACUUUAGACUGAAAGCCUGUUGAUUUUCAUAUGGUCUGAAAUCUGAGGAAUUACUGUUUUUCUUUAUUUUCAUUGUAAAUAUAUAAUGUUAGUUGACAGAAGCACUUUGGGCUCAAAGCCUAAGAUGAGAUAGGUUUUAUUUGUCACAUGCACAGUUAUACAUAGUAUAAUGCCUAAUGGUUUCAGUAUUUUUUUUUCAGGCAAAGUGACAAAUUUUUAUUGCUUUGAUCUUAAAUAUGCAGAUUUGCUGUUUUCUCAUUGUCAUGUAAGGUUGUUAAUAUAAAAGUUAGCUCACAGAAGCACUGUCUGCUUUAAGCCUUAUAGUUAGAUUUUUUUUUUAACAAAAUGUCCAAUGUUUGUUGGUUUCACAGGUAUGGAUUUGUUUUUGUUUAUUUGAGUAUGUAAAUAUAAAUAUGUUGUUCCAAAGAUGUGGCUGGACAGAAGAAGCACUUGGCACUGUUUGAAGCUGGAAAAAUGAAUUGUUUCUUUUUUUUAUUUUUGAAGUAAAAAAUAGAUUUGGA
This is a messenger RNA of Acanthochromis polyacanthus (spiny chromis), 2895 nucleotides long. RefSeq lists its product as uncharacterized. The coding region runs from base 864 to 1802 and encodes 312 amino acids. The record is from RefSeq and is a predicted model, not a curated record. Lineage: Eukaryota; Metazoa; Chordata; Actinopteri; Pomacentridae. The transcript has 3 exons.